UUCGCUGCAACAAACACUGAGGUUCAUACAACAGUCAGUCUGUACAGCAGAGCAAACCAUACAACCGCCUACCAUACAGGAAGGAGCGUGGCUGCCGACACUGAACAAGAACCUGUUUAUUUCACCGAUGUGACUGCAGAGGAAGCCGCCUUCAGGAGCUCAACUGCAGGUCGGCGCAGUUGGUGGAUGUACAAGGCCUACAGCUGGACAUGGAUUACUGGUGCCCGUCUUCACCGCUUUGGAUUUAGUUGAGACUCUGAACAACCUGCGCCUCCACCCGUCUCUCCCCACGGUGAAGUUAGGGGGUGUCACUGCCAAGAACAGGUGGACCCUGUUUGCGUGUUCAGCUAACUAAUCCUACAUCCACCUUAAACCUUUAUGGGGAACCAGGUGGAGAAAUUAACGCAUUUAAAUUACGCAGAGGUGCCAACGUCGGACCCAAAUGGGUUCGACCCGGACGAUGACGGACCGCGCAUUGGCGUCUCUUACAUUUUCUCCAACGACGACGACGACGAGCAGGACGACAAUUUAGAUCACUUUUCACCGGAGAACCGCCGGGUGGAUCAUGAAGAGAAGCCAUUUGACCCCCAGGACGAGUUGGAGUGCUCGAUUUACUACAGAGAGGAGUGCGUCUAUGAAAGGAGCAGCGGAGCCGCCACACUCUCUGCUGAAAGUCUCCUGAACAAGUGCAGACCGGGAGACCUGCUGGAGUUUGUGGCCACAGGACAGUAUCCACACUGGGCUGUUUACGUCGGGGACUUCCAGGUGGUCCAUUUGCACCGGGCUGAGAUAAAGAAUAACUUUCUCACUGAUGUCAGCCAGGGCAAAAAAGGUAGGAUAGUGAAUGGCCUCUACAGGUACCGUGCGCUCCCGCCUGAGGUGAUUGUGCGCAACGCCCUGGACAAUGUCGGUUCGAGAGACAGAUCGCUGUACUGGAGAAACUCGGAGUGUUUUGCAGCCUGGUGCCGCUUUGGCAAACGGGAAUUCAAAAUAGGAGGGGAGAUCAGGAUUGGGAAGCAGCCUUACAGGUUAAAAUUACUCUUCUCAGAAAAGAAGAGUCACGUCCUGGAGUUUCAGAGCUUGGAGGAUGUGAUCAUGGAAAAGAGGAGAAACGAUCAGAUUGGCAAAGAUGCUGUGAUGCAAGAGCUGGCCAACCACCUGAACACCACGAAUGAAAUCAAAGAGGAUCAUUUUGUCAACUGAUAGAGGAUGAUGUGGCUAAUGUCAGUUUUUAUGCUGAAAAAAUGGUGGUGAGGGUGCAUUUAUGCCCUCAGUCAACCUUUUGAGGAGCUUUGUCUGUGGGCUUGGUUUCAUGUGCAACUCUGCAAACAAAUAUCUUGAGAGGGAGUUUAAAAUUCAUCACAGAGAUCUGUUAUUUCUUCAACCUGAGAGGAAAAUUCCAUGUAAGGGGGCUGACAUCCAGGGUGACAGUUGACUUUCACUUUCAAGUGCGUCAGCAAACCACAUAUGGUGGUCAAAACAAAAUUCCCUCAUAUUAAAUUUGCACUGAAAUCAAGUGAAAAUGAUGCACCCCAACCCCUCCUUCUCAGAAAAAUGAGAUUUUACACACUCAACCCAAGAUUAAGUGACUUGUUAUGGUGGAUACAUUUACAUCAAAGCUGCACCCGCAGUCUAAUCAUUUGGGGAUGAAGUCACAAUUUAAUUGCCCAUAAUUAUCUUUCUAAUCCAAUGAAUCUUUGCACAGAGGAGCAAAACCUCUCCAAUGUACUUGUACCUGACGAGAGUGCUGAGAGCACUUGCUCCUGUACAACUCAGGUGUUGGAGACCAAAACAGAGCGGAAGAGUCACGACUACUGCAUUUACUAUUGUGUGUCAAAGUUGAGGAUACCUGUCUGUUGCUUUAUAUCCAAUCAUCAUACAGCUUUACCCACUUUUUUGACUACUUUGUGGACACUGCUCACAGCUAUGACUGUGCACUGUUAUCGAUUCAUCCAUUAAAACAGUUUAUUUUUUUGGAAAAGAUGUUUGUAUGAAGGAAUAUGGAAAUAAAUAUAUAUUUGUCCAGUAAAGUAUUUUUUU
This is a messenger RNA of Scomber scombrus (Atlantic mackerel), 2040 nucleotides long. It is a transcript of the gene lratd2b, whose product is annotated as LRAT domain containing 2b. The coding region runs from base 379 to 1203 and encodes 274 amino acids. The record is from RefSeq and is a predicted model, not a curated record. The transcript is spliced from 2 exons. NCBI's taxonomy places the organism in Eukaryota, Metazoa, Chordata, Actinopteri, Scombriformes, Scombridae.